Molecule: messenger RNA, 2699 nt
Organism: Pongo pygmaeus (Bornean orangutan)
Lineage: Eukaryota; Metazoa; Chordata; Mammalia; Primates; Hominidae
Gene: BTBD2
Product: BTB domain containing 2
Exons: 9
Coding region: 16-1599 (527 amino acids)
Biological process (GO): neurogenesis
Cellular component (GO): cytosol; P-body
Molecular function (GO): protein binding
Source: RefSeq, a predicted model, not a curated record
CGCCGCAGCGACAAAAUGGCGGCGGGUGGGAGCGGCGGGCGCGCGUCGUGCCCGCCGGGGGUCGGGGUCGGCCCGGGCGCCGGGGGCAGUCCCGGGCCCAGCGCCAACGCCGCCGCCACCCCGGCCCCCGGCAACGCGGCCGCUGCCGCCGCCGCCGCCGCCGCCGCCGCCGCCGCCGCCACCGCCGGGCCGCCGCCGCCCGCCCCGCCGGGCCCCGGGACAGACGCGCAGGCCGCGGGCGCGGAGCGGGCGGAGGAGGCGGCGGGCCCGGGGGCGGCGGCGCUGCAGCGCGAGGCCGCGUACAACUGGCAGGCCAGCAAGCCCACCGUGCAGGAGCGCUUCGCCUUCCUCUUCAACAACGAGGUGCUGUGCGACGUGCACUUCCUGGUGGGCAAGGGGCUCAGCUCGCAGCGCAUCCCCGCGCACAGGUUCGUGCUGGCCGUGGGCAGCGCCGUCUUUGAUGCCAUGUUCAACGGGGGAAUGGCCACAACAUCCACGGAGAUCGAGCUGCCCGACGUGGAACCCGCUGCCUUCCUCGCACUGCUCAAGUUUCUCUACUCGGACGAGGUGCAGAUCGGCCCGGAGACGGUGAUGACCACGCUAUACACCGCCAAGAAGUACGCGGUGCCAGCACUCGAGGCCCACUGCGUGGAGUUCCUGAAGAAGAACCUGCGGGCCGACAACGCCUUCAUGCUGCUCACGCAGGCGCGACUCUUCGAUGAACCACAGCUGGCCAGCCUGUGCCUGGAGAACAUCGACAAAAACACGGCAGACGCCAUCACCGCUGAGGGCUUCACCGACAUUGACCUGGACACGCUGGUGGCUGUCCUGGAGCGCGACACACUGGGCAUCCGUGAGGUGCGGCUGUUCAAUGCCGUUGUCCGCUGGUCCGAGGCCGAGUGUCAGCGGCAGCAGCUGCAGGUGACGCCAGAGAACAGGCGGAAGGUUCUGGGCAAGGCCCUGGGCCUCAUUCGCUUCCCACUCAUGACCAUCGAGGAGUUCGCUGCAGGCCCCGCACAGUCGGGCAUCCUGGUGGACCGCGAGGUGGUCAGCCUCUUCCUGCACUUCACCGUCAACCCCAAGCCACGAGUGGAGUUCAUUGACCGGCCCCGCUGCUGCCUGCGUGGGAAGGAGUGCAGCAUCAACCGCUUCCAGCAGGUGGAGAGUCGCUGGGGCUACAGCGGGACCAGUGACCGCAUUAGGUUCUCAGUCAACAAGCGCAUCUUCGUGGUGGGAUUUGGGCUGUAUGGAUCCAUCCACGGGCCCACCGACUACCAAGUGAACAUCCAGAUUAUCCACACCGAUAGCAACACCGUCCUGGGCCAGAAUGACACGGGCUUCAGCUGCGACGGCUCAGCCAGCACCUUCCGCGUCAUGUUCAAAGAGCCGGUGGAGGUGCUGCCCAACGUCAACUACACGGCCUGCGCCACGCUCAAGGGCCCAGACUCCCACUACGGCACCAAAGGCCUGCGCAAGGUGACACACGAGUCACCCACCACGGGCGCCAAGACCUGCUUCACCUUUUGCUACGCGGCUGGGAACAACAAUGGCACAUCCGUGGAGGACGGCCAGAUCCCCGAGGUCAUUUUCUAUACCUAGGCUGCCUGACACCGACACCGCCCUCCCUCUGUGGGGAAGGCUGGGGCCCCGAGGUCAUAUUCUACACCUGGGUCACCCGACACCGCCCUCCCUCCGUGGGGACAGCCGCAGCCCCAGGCCAUCAUCCGCUGCUGGGGCCCCCCCCCGCCACGCGGUGCCAGGCCCAGUGUCCCCCCCGGGCCAUCUGUCCACUCCACGCCACCUUUGUCAGCAUCAGGAAGGGGUUGCCCUGUGUUCACGAGCGCGGCUGCUGGAUCAGGGCAGCCGGGGAGGUGGCCGGGCCAGUGGCCAGGCCCUGUGGAGACAAUCCCUCAGGACUGGGGACAGGGCUGUGCCGGCCUGGGCCAGGGCCCACGGACCCGCAGCUCAGGGCACCUGCCACGUCAUCUGACGGCGGUGUGCGUUCCCCGCGUCUCUUCACUGCACAUUGCAAUGCAUUUGCGAUUCCCACGUCUCUGCUAGGAGCCAGCCUGGGUGGCGCCGCUCCCAGAGCCGUGGCUACCAGACCUUGCGUUCCUUUUGUUCCUGUCCAUUUAUCGGGACACGGGCCCCACCUGUCACGUGCCCGAGGCCACCCAAGCCCAGCCUGCGGGGCGUUCCCACUGCCUGGGUGCCGGCUUGAGUUCUGCGUGUGCGGGAUUCAGUGUGGGGACGGCCCCUGCCGGAUAGGCCUUGCCCUGGCCCAGGUGGUGAGCGGUUUGCAGUGUCUGUUCUCAUCCACCUGAUGGGCCCAGAUAAGGGCCCCCACUGUCCAGCCUCCCUGGACGGCCCCCGCGGUCCCUGCAGCCCAAGAUGGGACUCAGACCCUGCGCCCCAGAGCUCCCCUGCCGCAGAAUGGGGCCCCAGCCGGCCCCGACCGGGUCCAGGAGCAGUGCUUGCCUGUACAUACUGUUGCCCUAGCCCGCCUGGUGCCGCGGGAGCCACCCCCAGGUGCUGGGGGGCAUAGCCCCUCCCCACCCCGGCCACGCCCCCACCUGCCCCGCGUGUUUCUGCCCUGUGACUCCUGGAACCUGCGUCCUCCCCAAAGCCAUGGGAGGGGUGUCCUCCUCAGACCACGCCCCUAGAUGAUUUUUUUUAAAUAAACAAACAAACGCACCCGC